Molecule: messenger RNA, 2715 nt
Organism: Nomascus leucogenys (northern white-cheeked gibbon)
Lineage: Eukaryota; Metazoa; Chordata; Mammalia; Primates; Hylobatidae
Product: coiled-coil domain-containing protein 144A-like
Source: RefSeq, a predicted model, not a curated record
GAAUUGUUUCUUUUUUUCAGGCCUGCAGAUAAAACAUCUAAUGAAAAGAACAAGGUCAAAAACCAAAUACAUCGUGGGGCUGACUUUGCUGACUCAAUGGGGCCAUCUGAAACAGCCUCCGAGGUUUGUGAGUUGUCUCACUCUAUUCAUGAGAAUUUUAUAUUGCUGAUUGAACAACUUGGAAUGGAGUGUAAAGAUUCUCUUAGCCUAUCAAGAAUCCAAGGCACAUUUUGUUUAUAUGAACACUUACUGGAACUUAAGAAUAAUGAUUAUGAACGACUUACAGAAAAAAUUAAACAAAUGGAAAAUAUGGUCAGUGUACUACAAAAGGAGCUAUCUGAAACGAAAAAUACAAAAUUACAGUUAGAGCUUCAAAAAAUUGAAUGGGAGAAAGAGGUGUACAGUUUGAGGUUUGCCUUAAAACAAGAAAAAGAGGAGAAAGGAAAUGCCGAUACGUUAUAUAAUAAAGAUAGUGAACAGUUAAGAAUAAAAGAAGAGGAAUGUGAGAAAGAGGUUGAAACAAAGCAGCGACUUAAAUGGAAUCUGAGAAGACUUGUUAAGCAAUUGAAGACAGUAAGAAAGAACUUGGAUCUGGUUGUGCAGGAGCGAAACGAUGCCCAGAAGCAACUUUCUGAAGAACAGAAUGCCAGAAUAUCACAAGAUCAGAUUCUGACCAGUAAACAAAAGGAGCUAGAAAUGGCUCAAAAGAAAAUUAAUUCUGAGAUUUCUCAUAGGCAUAAGAAAGAAAAGGAUCUCUUGCAUGAAAAUUGCAUGUUGCAGGAAGAAAUUGCCUUGCUGAGACUGAAAAUAGAUACAAUAAAAAAUCAGAACCAGCAAAAAGAAAAGAAAUAUUUUGAAGACAUUAAGGUUGUAAAAGAAAAGAAUGAUAACUUUCAAAAAAUUAUAAAACUAAAUGAGGAAGAGUUAACAAAAAUAAUGCUCCUGUACAGUGGACAGCUGAAUGAUCUGACAGCUGAGAACAAAAUACUCAAUUCUGAACUGGAGAACAACAGACAGAACCAAGAAAGACUGGAAAUAGAAAUGGAAUCAUACCGUUGUAGACUAGCUGCUGCCCUACAUGAUUGUGAUCUAAGUCAGACAUCAAGAGACCUAAAACUACAACUUGAUUUCCAGAGAACAAGCGAGUGGAUUCGUUUACAGGACAAAAUAAAGGUUGAUAUGUCUGACCUACAAGCUAAGAAUGAGAUUCUUUCUGAAAGACUUUCUAAUGCUGAAAGUAAAAUCAACAGCCUACAAAUUCAGCUCCAUAAUAAAAGAGAUGCUGUUGAAAGAAAGAGUUUGAUUUUGGAAUGUUUGCAAAGAGACCUCAGUCAGACACAGUGUGAGAAGAAAGAAAUUGAACAGAUGAACCAAAUUGAACAAAGCAAACUGAAGAAAUACAUUGCAAAGCAGGAAUCUGUAGAGGAGAGAUUAUCUCAACUACAAAGUGAAAAUACGUUGCUUCAACAGCAACUUUAUGAUGCUCACAAGAAAGCUAACAGUCAAGAAAAGACAGUCAGUACUAUCCAAGACCAAUUUCAUGCUUUUGCCCCAAAUCUUCAAGCUGAGAGUGAAAAGCAGAUUGUUUCACUACAAGAGAAGAACAAGGGGCUGAUGGAUGAAUAUAAUCAUUUAAAAGAAAGAAUGGAUCAAUGUGAGAAAGAGAAAGCAGAAGGAAAAGUUGACCUUAUAGAAGCACAGGAAACUGCACCUUUAUGAUGUCUACAUCUGGAUGCAGAGAAUGAAGUUCUUCAACUUCAACAGACAUUAUUCUCUAUGAAAGCAAUACAAAAGCAAUGUGAAACGCUACAGAAGAAUAAGAAGCAGCUGAAACAAGAAGUAGUAAACCUCAAAAGUUAUAUGGAGAGAAAUAUGUUAGAACGUGGUGAAGCUGAACAGUAUAAACUGUUGACUGAAGAAAAAGCAAGGAGGGAAAUAGCAGAAAAAUUAAACGAAGCCGUUCUCACCUUGCAGAAACAAGCAGCAGUAUCUCAAGAACAGUUAGCACAGUUAAAGGAGGAUAAUACUACUUCAAUAAAAACUCAGAUGGAACUCACAAUCAAAGAUAUGGAAUCUGAAAUCUCCAGAAUAAAAACUUCGCAAGCCAACUUUAAUAAAACCGAAUUGGAAAGAUAUAAGGAACUCUACCUAGAAGAAGUAAAAGUUAGAGAAUCCUUGUCAAAUGAACUGAAUAGAACUAAUGAGAUGAUAGCAGAGGUCAGUACGCAACUUACUGUGGAGAAAAAGCAGACCAGAUCUCUAUUCACUGGCACUACGAGGCCAGUCCUAGAGUCAUCUUGUGUUAGAAAUCUUAAUGAUAGUGAAGGUCUCAACAGAAAACAUAUUCCAAGAAAAAAGAGGUCUGCUUUUAAGAGCAUGGAGAGCUACUUGUUGAAGAUGCAGUGGAAGUUGCAAAAUGAUAUAACUACAGAAGUAGCAGGUGUCCACUAACCAUGCCUCCACCAAACCAAAAAGCCUUCAAUAUCCAGACAAAACUGGGAUAGAUGUCCCUCUUGAGUUCCAAUAGUGCCUUGUUUUACACCUGUCAGAGUAUCUAUGACUUGGUAUGGAAAUUGCCUAUUUGUCUGCUUUUUCAGGUUAUAGCAUACGAUUGCUGGGGGUGGACUGUAUCAUCUUCAUCUUGUAACUCCAGGACUUGUCAUGGUCUAGUACCUUAACACGUGGUUGUUGAAUAAAUGAAUGAAGAAUGAGAAA